AACUUGUGGCAUCGUCGGAAUAUAUUUUGAGAUCUAAAUGCAUUCCGCAACUGUGUUAUUUUGUAUCCUUCUCUUCUUGAAAAGCUACGGGUCGCGGGCAGAUUUUCCUCAGAACUCGAGUUCUGUAGGAGAAUUCCAAAAUGCUGUAGAUCAGUGCUAUGGCUUUUGUAAUCAAAUUAAACCAAUACUGGAUCAGAGUGACCACUUUACACAAUUGUGGAACAAAGCCGAAUCAAGGAUAGACACUCUGGAGGAUCAACUAAAGAAUUUUCAGGCAGUCAAAUUUCAACAAAAACCGAAACUUGAAAAAUUCAUAAAAAUCAGUUCCAAAUACUUGUACUUCGAAAAGGUAAAUAAGCUAAAUUGGUUUGCUGCUUUUGGAGCCUGUCGAGAAAUUGGAGGUCAACUGGUGAUCAUUCAAAAUAAAAAGGAAUUAAACGAAAUCAACGGCCUGAUCGCACAGAAUACCACCUACUGGCUGGGCAUCAAUGACUUGGCUUUCGAAGGAGUCUACAGGACAUGGCUAUCUGAAGAACAUGCUCCAUUUGUAAGGUGGACGCAGGGAGAACCUGACAACGGCACCGAAACCCAGGAUUGCGUGGCUCUUUACGAAUAUAACAUGUGGGACCUUGAAUGUGAAAAAAGUCGUUUCUUUAUAUGUGAAGCUGCCAUUGAAGAUUGAUUUUCCAAAACUAUGAAGUAAAUCAGUAUGUUGUUUAUAAAUUUUAAAUAAAAAGAAAAUGUCUUUGUGUUCAAAAA
Drosophila bipectinata is the source of this 759-nucleotide messenger RNA. NCBI's taxonomy places the organism in Eukaryota, Metazoa, Arthropoda, Insecta, Diptera, Drosophilidae. The record is from RefSeq and is a predicted model, not a curated record.